AUGGUUGUUGUCCCAAAGGCAAAUGGUGGUGUUUGCAUUACCACUGAUCUGUCAAAGGUCAACAGGUAUUGUCGUGGCCCCAUGAGUUUUGCUGCAACAGAAGACGCAUUUUGUUUCCAAGGUGACAGGGCACUUCAGGGAGUAAACAAACUACAUCAAGGUAUGGAUAACAUUCUCUUACACAACAAGGUUUACAUCUCACACUUUCAAUGUGUAAAUGAAGUACUGUCAAGUUUUCGUCAGCAUGGAAUAACACUUAAUGCAGAGAAGUUCUUUGUGGCUGCAUCCAAGGCCGUCUUCUGUGGGUACAAACUAUCAAGAAAUGGUAUUGAAGCAGACCCAGAGAAGGUAUGGUCCAUCGCAGAGUUUCCUACUCCUGGAACUUGA
Penaeus monodon (black tiger shrimp) is the source of this 387-nucleotide messenger RNA. RefSeq lists its product as uncharacterized. The coding region runs from base 1 to 387 and encodes 128 amino acids. The transcript is spliced from 2 exons. NCBI's taxonomy places the organism in Eukaryota, Metazoa, Arthropoda, Malacostraca, Decapoda, Penaeidae. The record is from RefSeq and is a predicted model, not a curated record.